This is a messenger RNA of Stylonychia lemnae, 279 nucleotides long. The record is from the annotation of a GenBank genome assembly. Lineage: Eukaryota; Ciliophora; Spirotrichea; Sporadotrichida; Oxytrichidae.
AUGAAGGAUUUGAAAAAUGCUAUUAGAACUUCUUCUAUUAAAUCCAAGAAUGAGAUUAUUUAAAAUUAGGCUCAGCUUCAUAAAAUCCCAAAUACUUUAGUUGAGUAGAAUUCUAAGAUUGAAUCUUAUCAGAGGAAUGUUCAGUAUGAUCUGGACAAACUUAAGACUGAAAUUGGAUCAGUUAAAUAUGCUCUUGAUUCUAAAUUUGUUUCACUCGAAAGUGAUAUGACAAGCAUUAAGGAAUCAAUGGCAUUGAUCCUCUAGAAACUCUAACAGUGA